Molecule: messenger RNA, 561 nt
Organism: Cooperia oncophora
Lineage: Eukaryota; Metazoa; Nematoda; Chromadorea; Rhabditida; Trichostrongylidae
Source: the annotation of a GenBank genome assembly
AUGCGUCAAUUCGAAGAAACAUUACGUCACGACUUUCCUGCCUCCACUGGUCCUGCCGCUGUAUUGAUAGAAUCCAUUCAGGGUGUGGGUGGAACGAUGCAGUUUACGAAAGGAUUCCUUCAGCGAGCGUUCGAAGCUGUACAAAAACGUGGCGGACUGGCGAUAAGUGACGAGGUGCAGACAGGGUUUGGGCGGCUUGGAUCGCAUUUCUGGGGAUUUGAGACGCAAGAUGCUAAACCCGAUAUCGUCACGAUGGCUAAAGGUAUUGGUAACGGUUUCCCAUUGGGUGCCGUGGUGACCACCGAGGAAAUAGCAGCAUCGUUCGGAAAGGCUCUCUAUUUCAAUACGUUUGGUGGAAAUCCAAUGGCAUCUGUUGUCGGAAAAACUGUUCUUGAGGAGUUGCCUCUUCAAACUGUAUGUAAAAGGAUCUCCGAGUGGAGCUCGGAGCGUAGGGUAUUCCGUGAUGUGAAUGAACCACACUGGAUCGCAAUCAAGGAGACGUCGGACACUCCCAUAAUGAUCCGUAAUCGUGACUAUUGGGUGCUCUCAUCCGAGCAGUGA